Corticium candelabrum is the source of this 960-nucleotide messenger RNA. RefSeq names its product 2-methoxy-6-polyprenyl-1,4-benzoquinol methylase, mitochondrial-like. Bases 10 to 867 code for a protein of 285 amino acids. Gene Ontology annotation, biological process: ubiquinone biosynthetic process. The transcript is spliced from 7 exons. The record is from RefSeq and is a predicted model, not a curated record. Lineage: Eukaryota; Metazoa; Porifera; Homoscleromorpha; Homosclerophorida; Plakinidae. Gene Ontology annotation, molecular function: methyltransferase activity.
CUUCUCAUCAUGCUGCGUAACGUGACGCGAACGUUUGGACGCCGUUUGCGCGUAAAUCCGAGGAAACGAGUUCGUUAUGGAACUACACACUUUGGGUAUGAGCAAGUAGACGAAGAAGAGAAGGAAAGUCGAGUUCAUCAGGUAUUCAGUAGUGUUGCAAGAAACUACAAUCUGAUGAACGACGUGAUGAGCGCCGGCGUUCAUCGUCUCUGGAAAGAUGAAUUUGUCCGACGUUUGGCUCCGACGUCUGACGCAACGUUCCUUGAUGUUGCUGGUGGAACAGGUGACAUUGCAUUUCGAAUUUUGCAAUACCAGAAGCUGGAGCAGGAAAAGAACCGGAGCAGGUCUGACUCUGUAAAACCGAGAAUCACUGUGUGCGAUAUCAACCACGAAAUGCUAGCAGAAGGUGCCAGAAUUUCAAUCGACAGAGGCUACAGUUCAGGCAUUUCUUGGAUAUGUGGAGAUGCUGAGAAGUUACCAGUGUGUGAUAACAGUGUUGAUGCAUAUACAAUCGCAUUUGGAAUACGAAACGUCACACAUCUUGACAAGGCACUGCAGGAAGCCUUCCGAGUCCUAACGGAUGGUGGACGUUUUAUGUGUCUCGAGUUCAGUCACAUGACGAACGCAAUGCUCGAAAGACUAUAUGACGUGUAUUCGUUUGAAGUAAUUCCCAUAUUUGGAGAGAUAUUUGCUCGUGACAGACAGUCAUAUGAAUAUCUGGUAGAAAGUAUACGGAUGUUCCCAGCUCAGGAGGAGUUUGCUGAUAUGAUAAGAAACGCUGGAUUUAGCUGCAUCAGAUACGAAAAUUUCUCAUCAGGAAUAGUAGCCAUUCACUCAGGUUUCAAGCUACAAGCACCACUUGCUUGACUACACUACUAAAGAGUUAUGAGUGAUGCACCAAAGUAAUACGUGUAAACUGAUAAUGAGAGAUACAAUAUAACAUGUAACAGUAUAUUGAAC